GACUGCGUUGUUUUCUUGUUUUUCUUUAGACAUAGUUCACUUAAAUAAUCGCUCUUUUUUUAAGAACAAAAGCAAAAAUAUUGCAACACAUAAAUAGUAAAAAUUUUAGAAAGCGAAUUUGUUUGGAAUAGUUUGUUUUAAUUAACGGCUUCAAAAUUGGCAAAAUAAGGAAAAAUAAGAAAAUGAGCUACAGUGACAAAAGUGACGGGAUUACUAAAGAGGAGUGGAUGUUGCGUCUGGAGCAAUUUCCUUUUAAGCAAGCGGACAUGAAUCGCUUAAUAAUGAAUUACUUGGUAACGGGCUUCAAAGAAGCGGCCGAAAAAUUUCAAUUAGAAGCUGGCCUUGAGCCUAGCGUUGAAUUGAAUUCUUUGGAUGAUCGGAUUUUAAUACGAGAAGCUGUGCAAAAUGGUCGCAUACAUGAUGCUACGCAUUUAGUUAAUCGACUGCAUCCCGAAUUGUUAGAUAAUGAUCGUUACUUAUUUUUUCAUUUGCAACAGUUACAAUUAAUUGAACUAAUCAGAGCUGGUAAAAUAGACGACGCUCUGACAUUUGCCCAAAACAAGUUAUCCGAAGCUGGUGAAGACAUACCAGAGGUUCUUAGUGAAUUGGAACGUACUUUGGCUUUAUUAGCAUUUGAAAAGCCACAAGAAAGCCCUUUUGCUUACCUACUGGAACAAUCACAUAGACAUAAGAUUGCCAGUGAAUUAAAUGCUGCCAUAUUAAAAUGUGAGCAUAGUGCUGACUCAACACCAAAAAUUAUGUUCUUAUUAAAAUUGAUUAUGUGGGCACAAUCUAAACUUGAUGCUCGCGAAGUUAGUUAUCCGAAAAUGAAAGAUUUGGAAACGGCUCUUAUCGAACCCAAAUAAAUUCCGAGUUAAUCGCCAAGAAAUAUCAAGUAAUGGUUCGUUUUGUGUUUUGUUUACUAUGAAGAUAUUUUUUAGCAAUUUAGAGAUGUUUGUAUAAAUUUAGUUUCAUUUUUU
Molecule: messenger RNA, 980 nt
Organism: Glossina fuscipes
Lineage: Eukaryota; Metazoa; Arthropoda; Insecta; Diptera; Glossinidae
Gene: Hou
Product: glucose-induced degradation protein 8 homolog
Exons: 4
Coding region: 183-866 (227 amino acids)
Biological process (GO): proteasome-mediated ubiquitin-dependent protein catabolic process
Cellular component (GO): nucleus; cytoplasm
Molecular function (GO): protein binding
Source: RefSeq, a predicted model, not a curated record